Messenger RNA from Capsicum annuum, 1525 nucleotides. RefSeq lists its product as uncharacterized. Bases 227 to 1228 code for a protein of 333 amino acids. NCBI's taxonomy places the organism in Eukaryota, Viridiplantae, Streptophyta, Magnoliopsida, Solanales, Solanaceae. The record is from RefSeq and is a predicted model, not a curated record. The transcript has 8 exons.
GGGUAUGAUGUUAUAAUUAUAGCUACUUAACAUUAGUGUGCAAGAUUUGUCCUUAGAACUUCUAAUAAGAAGAUAAACUGAAACAUCUCAUAAUUAAGUUUGAGAUUGUAAUUAUACUCUAAAAGACAUAAAAUUAUCCAAAAGUAUUACUUCGAACGAACUCUUAUCUCCCAUAUACUUUACAAAAUCUUUAAUUUUGCCAAAAAUCAGGAAGCUGAGAAGAAAGAUGAGCCAUCCAUUGUUCACUUUCAAAUUCGCCUUCUUCUUCUCCCUUUCUCUCGCUACUUCAUACACUGUCACUUCCACAUCCACAUUCUCCUCCUUCCGCAAACUCAAACUACCUUCCUCCUCCCCCGUACCCAAGGCAUGCGCCGCCGAUUUGCUCGCUCUUUUGGGCCCACCUCAACAAGCUUCGGCUGUGAACUCUCAAGAGGCCCGCCAGCUUCGUUCUUGCUUCAAAUUCCUCGUUCCUCUUACGCCGAGUUCUGAGAGUCGUAAUAGACGCUUUUUGAGUUCGAAAUUGAGUGAUCGGAGGAGUGUAAAGGAAGAGAAUGAGCUUAUUUGGUGGCCGCCGGAGCCGGUGAUGGAGCUUGCUCGGUUAUCUGUUGACUCUGGUGGUGAUACUGCCGCUAUACAAAGGACUCUUGAUCCGACUGUCAUCCCUGUUCCUGACAUUGAAGGAUCAAAUGAAGACCGGUGUGAACUUACUAGAACUCCUUAUGGGAGACUUUUUAUUAAUGAGGAGAUAAAUUCAUACCUUGAGUUUUUGUUUGAAAUGAUUGUUGCUCGAGGACCCAGUGUAGGGCUGAAUGUAUCAUUAUCGCGCUUUGACUUCUUUCAUGGUCAUGUCUUUCUUGCCAGAGAAUCUGGAAGGCUUGGGAUUUUGUUUCAUGCCAAGGAGUAUCCAGCAUAUGAUAAGGAAGUCUUCCCUUGCAACAUGGGCUACUGCCAGAUAGGAUCUAAUGUCUCUUAUGAUGAUUCAAUGAAUUUGCGAAACAUAUUGUGGCUAGCUCCAUUAUCUAGCAGCUCCACAAAAGAAUGGUUGGCACCAGGAGUCUUAGUUGUCUUGGAUGCACAUCCAACUGGAAUCAUAUACAAGGACCUAAUACCCGAGUAUGUUCAAAUUGCCAGGACCCUAUAUGAAGAUGAUUUUGGGGACGUUGCUUUUGAUGUUAACUAUCUAAACACAGGAGGUGAAACACCCAAGUUCCAAAUUUUCAUUUGCUAACCUCUUUGGUAAAGUUCAGUACUAUCAGUAUUUGAUUCUCGCGUAUUCAAGUGGAUAGUUUCUUGGAAAGGAUGUCUCUGGUGGAGAUUUUACUGUUGGAAUUGAGAGUCUAUUAAGUCAUUUAGUUCAUUUAGUUUCGUAAGGGGGCAAUCCUUAUGGCAGAUUAUCCUUUCUUGAUUAUACUAUGAAGCUUGAACUUUUGUCUAUACCACAUAUACAUGUAUACUAAGAAAUAUCCACUAAUUAAUUAUGAACCCAGUUACAAGUAUAUAUAUUGAUUUCAGGUUGCUUGUGCUC